GCUACAUCCAAUAUUAUCACUAAUACAUGCAAAUGAGCACGAUGAUCAAGUUGGUUGUAAAUAAACGCUGCUCGAUCACUCACUGAUUAAAACGAACGGUAUGAAGACGGAAACAUCUGGUUUCUUAUGUUCAAAUGCUUCACAGUUCUGACCGGUCCAGCAAGGAAGUAACUUUCGAUUUCGAUGCGUGCGGCUGGCAAAUUUUAGCAUCAUUUAGUUGUUUAAAAUGUGGAUUAAGUGUAGUAUUACGGUCGCAGUUUUACUUAAAAUAGUAUGUUCGACAGAAGAAGAGGAUGAACUUGGUAGCAGUGAUCCAGCCAAUUCAUUCACCGAUCUCUAUGAACGAGGAGUUCAAAGCUACUUGUCGAACGAGUUUGAUGAUUGCGUAUAUUUUCUGGAAUUCGCUCUUGACAAGUACAGGCAUUACUAUGAAACUACGGCUAAUUGUAGAAUUGAAUGCGAUUAUGAGAGCAGAAAUAUUAAAAACAAAGGUGAUUUUCUACAUCAAAACGAUGUGGAGAACUUAAGCUUUUAUGAAUUGAUACUUAAACGAACUCUGUGCCUUACGAAAUGUCGAAAAAGAAACGCAAACUACCUGCCAUUUGAAGGUGAUUUCGAUAACUAUUAUAUGGAUAUAUUUAAAAAUAGGGAAGCAUACUCUUAUCUCCACGUAUGCUACACAAAAACGAACCAAAUGACAUUAGCGGCAUCCGCUGCACUGACCUACAUGGUUAAGCAUCCCGGUGACGAGAUGAUGAAGAAGAAUUUCGAGCUUGCUAUCGAGAAACCGGGUGUCGAUAAGGAGGCAAUUGUGGAUUUAGAAGAGAAGAAAUUCGUUAAGCUGUUCGUCGCUGGUAUAUUGGCAAUCAACGACAAAGAAUGGGAAAAUGUCAUAUCGUUUUUGGAGAGCUCGGUAAUCCAAUUCAUCUACGAUGAAAAUCAGUGCCGGGCGUACUGCGAAGGAGAAUUCGAUCACGGAUUCAUACCAGACUUUGUGUCUGCCAUCGGAAAUCACUUUACAAAUGUAUUAUACUGUAAAAGAAACUGUACUCGAGAGAUGGGUAUGGUGCGAGGAAAGUAUUACUAUAAUCUUUUUGCCGGGCAUUACCAAUAUCUUCAGAUGGCUUAUUAUGAAGCUGGCAAAUUUGAGGAAUCGUAUCGAUCUGGGAUAAGUUUUCUGCUGUUCAACAAAGACGAUGUGGAUAUGUUGAAUAACUUGAAAAUGAUCGAGAAGGAAUCCAAAGGAAGAAUGAAUGAAAAUUUCUUCAAAGUUCGUCGGGAGGCAAACGAAUACUACAACAGGAAUGUAUACGAAGACAAAUUGGCUUCAUUUAUCAAAACCGAAUUCGGAAAGCUUUCUGUAUCGGAAGAAGGUGUCACAGACGAAUUACCCGUUGAUGAACAACUCGAUGAAAUUUUGACGGAAACUGAUGCUGAUGGUGCUGAUGAUGAGAAAAGUGAGAUAAAUCAGAGAACAAUCGAAGAAGACAUGAUUUACCAAACUCCAAGUGCUGGGUAUCAACGUGAAGAGCUUUAAGUGCCGUUUUAAAUGCCAAAGUUAAAUAUAAUUGUAUGUAGGAUAAUGUCAAUGAAUGUUCUCACCUGAUGGUUUAUACUCGUUCGAAUUGUGUUCGGCACUGAUAAAUAAAACAUAGCAAGUAAAUGAGA
This is a messenger RNA of Aedes albopictus (Asian tiger mosquito), 1668 nucleotides long. RefSeq names its product cartilage-associated protein. The record is from RefSeq and is a predicted model, not a curated record. Gene Ontology annotation, molecular function: collagen binding. Gene Ontology annotation, biological process: collagen fibril organization. Lineage: Eukaryota; Metazoa; Arthropoda; Insecta; Diptera; Culicidae. Bases 227 to 1537 code for a protein of 436 amino acids. The transcript is spliced from 7 exons. Gene Ontology annotation, cellular component: endoplasmic reticulum.